CCCCCCCUUGACACUUUUCCAUCCCAUCCCAUCAUACUGGAACAUCCAGACCCUGCAACUAUACACAACACAACACACACACACGCUCACACACACACGCACUCACACACAAACCCACGCAGACGCAGACGCACUUACACGGACACAAGACUUCCACGUCCCUGGUUCAAGCCCCCAAAUCCCUUGCCCUUGUAAAGCACCGUAUCCCACAUUUCCGUUCUUGUGUAUAUAUCGCCACAUGGAUGGCCGUUCGCCCGUUACGACGGUUCUUGACUCCUGAUGUCCCCACCACCACUCCCAUCCUUACUGUUGCCUACGCAUAGCAUGGGUCGCCGCUCAACUUCCUCCAGCGAUUCUCCAGAAGGAACUUCGACUUGUGAGAGUGCUCCUCCUGCACCUCGAAAGCCCAUUCCCCGUAAAGGGCAUACCAAGAGUCGCCGCGGAUGCUUUAACUGUAAAAGAAGAAGAAUCAAGUGCAAUGAAUGCAGACCAGAUUGCAACCACUGCAUCAAGGCGGGUUUGCACUGCGAAUACCCUGCGAAUAUCAUUCAGAGUGGGAGUCGAGGCAUGCUCUCCCCAAGUCCACAAGAGGUGGUACAUCUGAGAUCGAUGCCUGGAUCAUUCACCAUGUCUGAUAUGAGACUUUUCCAUCAUUUCCUCAUCACCGCAUAUCCUCAUCUACCUGUCGGUGCUGACAAGAUUUGGAUCACGGUAAUCCCUAGCUUUGCCCACAAUUACGAAUAUCUAAUCCACUCCAUCCUCGCGCUUGCGGCAUCACACCUCGAUGCUGUCUCCAAUGCUGGCGUGGCAGAAGAAGCGAUCCAGCACCGAAUAAUGGCGGUCAAGUCCUUGAACGAGGCGCUUUCCGUUCCUCCAAAGACGAUGCACGAACGCGAUGCACGAAUGGGCGCAGCACUGGCACUAGCGUUCCAAUCAAGCCAUCUCCAAGAUGGGUUGUUCGAAUUCCUCACCAUGGUCAGGGGCUGCAAUCUGAUAGCAGGAGACGACGCGUUAAGAGACGUUGAUUCAGCCUUUCAUGUACGUGGCAUCCCUUCCGUGCUUGAAGCUUUCCGGGAGGAUGGACAUCUCCAAACGAUGAGAAACCGUCUUGGUAUGACUCAGCUUGGUGUCGUUAACCAUGACGACCUGGACUCUGCGCAUAUGUCGCUGCAGACCGUUGAGCUUCUCAACAUGACCGAGUGGGAGAGAUCGUUCUGGGAGAUACUGGUCAAGACUGUCGAUGCCGCUUAUGGCAACCCCGUGGAGGCUUAUACCACCUUCGUGCUGCUAUACAACGCCCCGUCCAGGUGGACGCACGACGAAUUCCAAUCAUUCAUUGAUCCAAACAACAAUGUUGCACAGAUUCUCCUCGCCCAUUUCAUCGCAAUCCAGGCCACCCUAACCCCGAUCCUGGUGCUCGAAAGAGUAGGGUUUCAAGGAAUCGAUGCGCCAACGAAGGUCUUGGGAUGGAUCGAGUGCAUCUACAAGAAUGUGCCAUCGAGCCUCAGGACGCAUGUGGAAUGGCCUAGAGAAGUAUCGAGAUAUCCCUUUGUGAGAUUUCUCGGCCAGUCGAGAGAGUUGGAUUACACAUACGAAUGAAGAUUCGAACCAAGACACUCGUUUAACAUAUCAAGGGUUAGGAUGGGGAUGAUGGAUUUUACUUUUAGCUUUCAUUAGACAAUCACCACCUAGCGCGUCGUCUGGAUGGUUUAGCCCACGGACGAUGUGCUAGGGCUAUAGAA
Molecule: messenger RNA, 1742 nt
Organism: Aaosphaeria arxii CBS 175.79
Lineage: Eukaryota; Fungi; Ascomycota; Dothideomycetes; Pleosporales
Exons: 5
Coding region: 280-1599 (439 amino acids)
Biological process (GO): regulation of transcription by RNA polymerase II
Molecular function (GO): zinc ion binding; DNA-binding transcription activator activity, RNA polymerase II-specific
Source: RefSeq, a predicted model, not a curated record